Molecule: messenger RNA, 33982 nt
Organism: Dreissena polymorpha
Lineage: Eukaryota; Metazoa; Mollusca; Bivalvia; Myida; Dreissenidae
Product: microtubule-actin cross-linking factor 1, isoforms 1/2/3/4/5-like
Biological process (GO): wound healing; intermediate filament cytoskeleton organization
Cellular component (GO): intermediate filament; membrane; cytoskeleton
Molecular function (GO): structural molecule activity; microtubule binding; calcium ion binding
Source: RefSeq, a predicted model, not a curated record
GGGUUUGACAAGAGAGAUUGUGAGACUCUUUUCGAGUAGUUAUCGGAAUUUGUAAUCAGCGGGUACGUGUAUUUUUAAGACAAACAAACUGAAAAUGGUUUGCAAAGAUAAAAGUGUGGCCUAAGGGAUUAACAAGUCAUUCAAAACAAAACGCAUGCUCCAGUUAUUUAUUUACGCCAACAAAGUAUUUAGUCAUACCUGUUUCAGAAAAUGUUCUGCAUAAACUGAAAAUGGAAAUACAUUGAAAGCGAAGCACAAGACAUAUAAAGGACUUACAAUAUAAAGGCAGCAACAGUGACAGAACCCCAAAGAAACUGCACCAUUAACAACAGACAUUAAUGGUCAAGGUCAAGGAUUGGCAGAUAACAUCGAGGUCAAGCAGCAGCAAUGUCGCACAACCCAGACUACUACUUCAAGGAAUAUGGGCUCCCUGCCAUGCCGGAUCUCUCCAUCAACAUGCUACAGCUUGAUCCUGCAGAUAGGGCCGUCCACAGAAUAGCUGAUCAGAGAGAUGCUGUACAAAAGAAAACAUUCACAAAAUGGGUCAACAAACAUCUUCUCAAGGCUGGGCGUCGCAUUGUGGACCUCUUCGAGGGUUUCAAGGAUGGACACAACCUGCUGUCGCUUCUUGAAGUACUGUCAUCUGAGACUCUGCCUAGAGAGAGGGGUCGUAUGAAGUUCCACCAAAUUCAGAAUGUACAGAUUGCACUGGAAUUCCUGCGAAGGAAAGGGAUACGACUCGUAAAUAUACGUUCCGAUGAAAUAGUUGAUGGAAACCCCAAACUGACCCUAGGCCUUGUAUGGACCAUCAUCCUUCAUUUCCAGAUAUCAGAUGUGGUGGUCCCUGGCCAACCUGAGGACAUCAGCGCAAAGGACGCUCUGUUGCUAUGGAGUCGACGGACCACCGACGGUUACCCGGGGGUCCAGGUGCGAGAUUUCGACCAGAGCUGGCGUGAUGGCAAAGCAUUCCUCUCCAUCAUUCACAGAAACAGGCCAAACCUGAUAGAUUUUCGACGUGUCCAGUCCCAGACCAACCGACAAAACCUCGAGCUCGCCUUCUCAACUGCAGAGAAAGAAUUUGGAGUCACACGCCUUCUUGAUCCUGAAGACGUGGAUGUUCCGAAGCCAGAUGAGAAGUCGAUCAUCACCUACGUCUCCUCCUUGUAUGACGUGUUUCCAGACGUCCCCUCUGUGGAACAGUCACUCAAGGACAAUGAGCUUCAACUGAAAGCAGAAGAAUACAAGGAACUGGUUGUCCCCCUGGUUGCCUGGUUACAAGAGGUCAUCAUGACCUUGUCACAGAGGAAUUUCCCUCUCACUCUCAUAGAGAUGAAGUCCCUGCUGUCCGACGUCAAUCGUUUCAAGAUGGAGGAUGUCCCCCCUCGACUUGAGAUGAGGAAAAGGGCGCUGAGACUUUUCGACGAAAUCCAGAGCUCCGGUGCGUCCCAACUGGCCUCUGAGGAUGAACUCUACCCUGACAACGUGAAUCGACUCUGGCACAGGUUUGAGUCAGCACUGCAAGAUAGGGACAGAGCCAUUCAACAAGAAAUCAUACGAUUGGAGCGUUUGCAACGGUUAGCAGAGAAGGUCCACCGAGAAUCAAAGAACUGUGAGGACUGUUUGAAUGACGUGGAGCGUAGAAUUACUGAAGAGGAGCAUAGAAUUGACUCCCUGCACCCUUUCGAGGUCAAACGGAACUGUGAUGCACUUGACCGCGCUCUUAAGUCUGUGGAGGAAAAUGUGCGGUCACUGCUGCGUGACGCUCAGGCAUUGCAAGAUGGCAGAUACACAAAUGCUGACAAUAUAUAUAGGAGAGUAUCGGCACUACAAACAAGAACUUCCCAACUUCGUACCCAGCUCUUCAACAGCCUGAUACAGAAGAUAAUCUCAAAGUCAUAUGUGGAGGAAGGCAUAACAACAACUCGCAAAAGGGAGGUCAUCACCGAAGUUCGACUGGUGGAGAGUAACCCAGCAUUCCAACAUAUCCAACAAUGCCUCAACUGGAUCGAGUCAAAACAGACUUCGCUCCAGGCCCCAGAGUUCGGUUCCGACCUGACUGCGGCGCAGAUGAGCGCCGAACGGUGUCAGCAGGAGCACGCGGAGAUCACGGGAUUUAAGAAGCAGAUUGACAAGUGUAUUAGAGAUAGAUUAAAUCUUUCGGCUGAUGAACAAGAUCUCUAUACAGAAUGGUUGUCAAAAGUGGAGGUGGCGUAUUCUCUCCUGCAUAACAACUCCAUCCGUCGUGUAAAGUGUGUCGAGUCACUGAUGGAGUUCCUGCAGGCGGCUACCCAGGAGCUGAUGUGGCUCCACGAGAGGGAGGAGCUGGAAGUCACACGGGACUGGAGCUCCAGUAGACUCAAUGUACCCGCUAUAGAGGACUUCUAUAAGGGAGCCCCCAUCUAUGCUGAAAAUGUCGGACAGAAUCUUCUUCAUGAGAUGAAAGCGAGAGAGACACAGUUCAACUCGGUGCAGGAUCGGGGCAACUCCCUUGUCCUCGACAGACACCCUGCCUCAAGGACUAUAGAGUCCUACAUGGGGAGCAUGCAGUCCCAGUGGUCGUGGCUGUUGCAGCUGUCCGUAUGUCUGGAAGCCCACGUGAAGAACACCACAGCUUACUACCAGUACUUUGAGGAUUGCCAUGAAUGUGAACAAUGGAUGUCCAGACAAGCCGAUGACAUAAAUAUCCGCUACAGCGAUGAAGGCCAGUCGGUGGAACUGUUGCAAACUCAUCUCCGAGAGCUACAGGAAAUCUCAGACCAAGUGUCCGAAUAUGAACGGCGGGUAUCUUCCAUCACCCUGCGCAGUCGUGAUAUCAUUCCACUAAAACAGAGAAGCAAAGAGAAACAGCCAACCUUUGCUGAAAUCAGAUGUCGAUGUCUGUGUAUAUACAAGCAGCCUCCGAUGAUGCUUAACAAAGGAGAGGAAAUAACUCUCUUGGACAACAACCAGAAAAUUAGAUGGAGGGUGAGAAACUCAUCAGGCCAGGAAGAUCUUAUUCCCUCGGUCUGCGUCCUGAUCCCGCCACCCAACUACGAAGCCAUCGAAUACGCCGACCGCCUGAAGAUCCAACUGGACCACCUGCAGAGUCUCCUGCGACUGAGAAAACGCAAACUGCGCCACAACAUCGUGCUGGGAACCAUCCAGAUAGUGCGAGGCUGGGACCUGGCAACCUUCCAGGGUCUAGACCCCAUGAGACGUGAAGCACUCUUGAGGGCACUCAACGAUGAUGCGACCAAAUUGAUUGGCGAGGUCGGUGAGGGAGAUCGGGACAUGCGGCAACUGAGAGAUCGUCUUGCGGACUGCAAUCAGCACUUUAAUGGUCUCUUUGCUGCUGCUGGUGAUGAUGACCUGCGCAGGACUCAAGGUCCUGACCGCCAGUUCCUACAGCGACUAGACUCUGUGAGUUUCCAACUGAGCUCCCUGGACCAGGACCUGCAGGCUAGAGUACAGCAGCCCCUACCGUACAGCCGUGCAACCAUUGAGGGAGCGCACAGGCAGCAACAGGACUGGGAGAGAGCCCUACAGAACCAGGAGGGCCCGGCUGAGCAUGUGAAGGUAACUGUGCGGAGCCUAGCAACCAGGAGCCCCCAGCUGGACUCCAAGGUCCAGUCGGUAAGCGACACCUGGGAACAGAUGAUCACCCUGGGAAACACUUAUGCUGAAAGUCUGAAGUUACUGGACACUUGUAUCUCCAAACAAGACAACAUUGCCACCUUCCUUGCUGAUCAAGAAGUGGCCUUGACCUCUCAACAGGGCAUGAACUCUGACCUUGGUAAACUUCAAGGUCAAAUUGAUGAGUUACAGGCGAUGUCGUCUGCUCUCAAGGGUCGCCAGUCUAUUCUCGACAGCCUGCAGACUGACACUGACCGUCUUCGCGCCUCAGUCGCGCUCUGUCGACCAGGGUCAUCACGGCACCAUGAUGUCGAGGAUAUUGAAAAGCGUGUGUCGGAUCUGAGAGCAAGAUGGGACACAGUGAAAGAGCAAGUGCAAGAAAGACUGGUCAGUACACAGGAAGGCUGUGACUCGCUGGGUCAGUAUCUGAACGGUUUCCAUGAGGAGGAGCAGUUUGUAGCGCAGACCCAGUCUAAGAUCAACUCACAGCCGGCAAUGAAUGGCGACCUGGACCAGGCCAAGAAACUUGUCAAUCCUACCAUGGCCCUGUACAACUCCUUGGGAGAGCACCAGCACCAGAUAGAGGCAGUUAACCGCCAUGGGGGCCUGUACAUCCGAGAGGCAAAGAUUUAUGAGAAGAAGCUGCAGCAGUUUCAGGAAAGGCUACAGGGUCCCCAGGGAGCUCAGGUCACGGUGGAUGGGGUGCGUAAACGAGCCCGCAAGACAACGGGUGCUGAUGCCCUGAAAAACCAGCUGGACAAUCUGAACAGACAGUACAUUGACCAAGUGCUCUGGGCUAACAGGAGACUCCAGGAGAUCAAAGAUAUCUUCUCGGCAAACAAUAUUGCUGUGCAUUUCCCCACCCUGGUGACAGACGAGGUCCCACUCCUGCGGACGUUUCGAGCUGAGCUUACAAAGCGCUCAUCCAUGCUGGUGGAUGAAGACAUGCAGGAGUAUUUCACGCAGCUUGCCGACUUCGAGGGAUAUGGUGGUCUGCAAGCCAUGGGCCACACGGGUCAAAUGUUUGGAAGCCAGACUGCGGUCAAUGUGAGCAUCCUGCCCGAAACAGCAAUGAGAGCUCACAGUGCUUCUGUCUCUGUGACGGCCACAGCAACAGCUACUGCCUCUCCAUCACCAGUGAAAUGGAGGCUGAAACCAGCAGCUGUGUCAAUGGAGAGGUUAUCAAACAAGGUUGCUAGUAUUUCCAGUCUUACUGGUGCUGAACCAGGAUCGUUUGAUGUGACUGAUUCAGCUGAUAGAAGCCAGUCUGCGCAAACCCUGAUAACUGUGAAGCAGGGAUGCCUAGCUCCAAAAGGAACGUAUCUCAAUGUUGUGUCAAUAUUAAAUCCAAGCACUGGACGGAAAGUAACAUUGGCUGACGCUAUUAAACUUGGUGUUUAUGACAGUGAAACUGGAACUGUGUAUGACUCAAGAAUUAAGAAAAGAAUGAAUGUUACUCAAGCCGUUGCAAACAAAUAUAUGACCAGUGAUCUUAUGCGCCAGCUAACGGCCACAUGUGGGAUAUGCGAUCCGUACUCGGGUAAUGAAUGUACAUUGUUAGAAGCCAUACAGAAAGGCUUGUUCAAUCCGACCAAUAACUCCAUGAAAGAUCCAAAGACUGGGACAUGUAUUACUCUCCAAGAAGCGGUGGCUAGAGGUCUUAUGUCUCAUGUCGACAUGACCAAUCUUAUCGGUGAAGGAGAGACCGUGACCUUCAUUACACAAGCACAGGCUGUAUUUUCUGAUAGUGAUCUGGGAGCAACUACCAUGACAUUGGGAUUAGGAGAUCUUCUUGAAAGUGGACUGUAUAAUCCACAGACAGGAAAAGUACUAAAUCCAUUGAACGAUACAGAAAUUACACUCAUUGAAGCAGUUGAGAUGGGACUGGUAAAUCCAACUAGGAAAGAAAUCAAAGAUGCAUCUACUGGGAAAAUGAUGACCGUGUCUGAAGCUGUUAAUUCUGGUAUUAUUGACCCACAAAGUGGGAUGUACCUGAACAAAUCUAGUGGCCAGAAACAUAAACUGGAUGAUGCUUACCAGAGAAAACUGAUUGUUAAACUUUUAUUGCUUCCAGAGGCCAUGCAAGAAGGAGCAAUCUUAGAUGAUGGAAUGGUUAUGGACAUGCAGACUGGCAGGACAAUGUCUUUCAAGAAUGCAAUUGAACUUGGAGUAAUUGAUGCAAAUUCAAAAACAAUUGUUGAUUCCAAAACUGGUGAUGUGCUGUCAGUGACUGAGGCCAUUGAAAAAGGAUUGAUGGACAUUCAAGGAACUGUACAUGUGAAUGGAAAAUCUUAUACUCUGACUGAAGCUUUAAACAAGGGUUUGAUCAAGUUAGUGAAAGAACAACUGUCAUUUAGUCAACUAUGUGUACAAGAUACUAGAUCUGGCACUUUAAUAAGUAUUCCUCAAGCAUUCAAACAGGGCAUCAUCACAAGCAAUGGUGAUUUUGUUGAUACAGCGUCAGGCAGGAGAAUUUUGCUAAAAGCAGCUUCAGCUCAAGGUCUGGUCACCAAAGAGGCCUAUGAAAUGCUCACACGAGGCACUUCAAUGAAAGAUUCAAGUGGUCGAAAUAUAUCUGUGCUGAAAGCUGUUCAAAUUGGAAUGUUGCGCCCAGAAAAAGCUGAAGUCAAAGACCCAAAGUCUGGACAGGCCCUAUCCCUGCAGCAGGCUGCAAAAGAAGGAAUCAUUUCCACUGAGGAUGCUCAGCUUGUUUUUGAAUGGCUCACUCCAGCUAUUGCACACACUACAGUUACAACUCGCUUGCAGCCUGGCCAGCAGGAGGCAGGCAUACGUUCCAUAUCAGUAUCCGAUGCUGUUGCCAGGGGCCUUUUGAAUGAGCAGACUGGAACAUUCCGUGAUCCAAACACUGGUGCUUCCAUGCCAGUCAAAACAGCGAUUGAACGAGGGCUGCUGCGUUUGUCCUCACAGUGGCCCCCUGAGGUUUCCAGAAAGCCUAGUGAUCAGGUGGAUUCUGUAUCAUCAGCUGAGGCAGAUAUUGAACGCUGGGUUCGAGAGAUAAAAUCCAAUCCGGAGAUGAGUCAGCAGCUACUCACCACUGGCAAAGCUACAGUUGAAGCUAAGCUUGCAAGAAGAAAAUCAGGUGAUGGAAACUUCUCUUUUACACAAACUGUCGUAACCAAACCAAAAGUAACAGAGCAUGUUGUGUCUGAGACUAAACACUUCAAGGUUAAAUCGGUUGUUGAUCCACGGACUAAAACGGAAAUAAGUGUUAAUGAGGCUAUACAUAGGGGGUUACUGGACAUGUCUAAAGGUCUAUUCAUACAUCCAAUCACAGAAGAGAGAAUGUCUAUUGAGUCUGCCUUAUCUAGAGGCUUUGUGAGAGGUGUGGAAGCUUCUGAGCCAUCCCAAGGAUCAGUGAAAGAGACAAAAGCGUUUUCUAUCGUAGGCGUAAUCCAUCCCCGAACAGGACAAAAAAUACCAGUGAGCCAGGCUGUCAAAGAAGGUAUUCUGGAUUUAGAGCAAGGACUUUACUGUGGAGUUGACUCCAAAGGAAAAAUUCAGAAGUUGAAAAUCAGUGAAGCUGUUGAAAAAGGUUUUGUAGUAACUGAUGAUGAUUCAAGUAUAAAAGGCUCUGGGGGAAUCCUUCAUGAAACAAGAACCUAUCAAUUGAAAUCUGUAUACAACCCAAAGACAAAACAGAAAAUUGAUGUUGCCGAUGCAAUCAAACAAGGCUUGAUUGACGAAAGCAAAGGACUGUACAUUCAUCCAUUCAGUGGUGAAAAAUUUUCUAUACCAGAGGCUAUAGAAAAGAAGCUUAUCGAAGCUGAACUUAUGUCAGUUAUUUCAAAUCAGGAGGGUGAGGGUAGUAAAAUCAUCACAACUAAACAGACAACAUUGAUGGUGAAAUUUGUUGUUGACCCAAGAACUGGGGAACAUCUUUCAAUAACUAAAGCUGUUGAUGAGGGAAUUCUUGACGGAAAAAUGGAAAAGUACAUUAACCCCAUGACUGGUGAAGUGAUCAGCCUAAAUGAGGCCAUUGAUAAAAAGCUUGUCAUUACUCAGCAAGCAGCUAUAGACAGAUCAAGUUCUAGUUCAACUGAAAGCAUCCAUAUCGGGAAUGAAGAGGAAAUAGUGGAAUCCAGCAUGGUGGAAGAGAUUUCCUCAGAAACAGUCACCUUCAGCAUCAAUAGUGUCAUAGACCCGAGAACGAUGGAAAUGAUGUCAUAUGACGACGCUAUACGAUAUGGCGUGUUGGAUGUAUCUAGAGGACUUUACAGAAACCCUUUGACUGGUGAAACAACUCCAAUAAACGUUGCUUUAGAAAAAGGUCUCAUCCAUGGAGAGGUCACUUCAAAGGUUAAAGAAGAAGAUAAAUUACUCAGCACUGUAAAUGCUAGUAAUUCUUCAUUCCCAUUCAAGAAGAUAUCUUCCGUUGUUGAUCAGAGUGAUGGAAGUGAAAUUUCUUUAAUUAAAGCAGUGAAAGAUGGAAUUAUCGAUGUGGAAAAUGGAACUUACUUUGAUGUGAACACUGUACAAAAUAUUCCAUUAGAACUGGCCCUGAAAAAGGGAUAUAUUAAACUGUCAAAAGCAACAGAUGCAAGUGACAUUGAAAGAAUGCAGAUUAAAUCAGACAGAAAGGCGUCUGAAAGAGAGCAACGUCGAAAAUCUACGGACUCUGACUUGCAAUCUACUGUUGAUAUGAAAAUGGAGAAGUUCAAUGUUAGUGGCCAGAAAGGUGAAAGCGCAUUUGCAGAUGAGGUUCUGAAUUAUUCUACAGCAGUUGAGGACAAAGAUGAAAGAAAAGGGCCACUGGAGCUUCAUCAGCAGCAGGGAGUUCGGACAUGGAGACAACAAGAAAUGGCCGUGGUAGACAACCAAUCUGCUAGUUCACGGUCAGACUCUCCCAUUGAGGAGUCAUUAGAAAGCCUUCCACUGACUGAUGGCAUGUCAUUCCAGUCAGCUAUGAAACUGGGUUUGAUUGAUGCAAGGUCAGGGCGAAUAAGGGAUCCUGAUACUAAAAAAUACAUCACAAUACAAGAAGCCAUUGAUAAAGAUGUUCUAGAUGAAAAUAAACCAGCCAUGAGAGACAUUCUCACUGGACAGAGCUUGACAUUGAGGCAAUGUAUUGAUAAAGGAAUAAUUGAUCCCAGGACUGGAAAAGUCAAUGAUAAAAAGGCUAAAGCAGAGAAAGUUGCUUUUAGGCCUGAUAUUGAUGUGAAGCAAACAAGACCCAAGCCACUAAACUUGUUAGACACUGUGGCCACUGGACUUUUUGACCCAAAUACUGGAAUGAUUACGGAUCCAAGAUCACAAAGAAGUUACACACUAAAAGAAGCACUAGCCCAACACAUUAUAGAUGGAAACUUGGUGUCUGUUCUUGACCGGCAAACUGGGGAUAGACUUACAUUAGAAGCAGCUGUGAAACAAGGUAUAAUGGAUGGUGUAACAGCAGAAGUGACGACACAUCUGGGUGAAAGGUUGCCAUUAAUGCAGGCAAUACAAGACGGGUUAGUUGACAAUGUUUUUGAUAAAGAAACAAGUAAAUUCCAUGAUACCCUGACAGGUACAGAUGUUCCUUUAGAGAAAGCACUGACAGAAGGCCAUAUUAGAUCCACAGAAGCUCAAGUUUUUGACACCAGUACAGGGGAUGUCAUUCCACUGGAUGUAGCCUUUAAAAAAGGUUUGGUUGAUGUAAGAACAGGAGAAGUGACUGACAAGGUUACUGGAAAGAAAAUGUCACCAAAAGAAGCUCUGAAGUUGGGUUUGCUUGCAAUUGUUGGUGCUCCUGUACUCGCUGGUAAAGCCGUGUAUGAUGCCAUCAAAGAAAACUCUGAAACUGAAAGGAAGCUCGCUGAGAAAAAGCAGUUUAGUCCAAGACCCCCUGUUGUGGCUGUGAAUGGCAAUAGUCCAAGAUCACCAGUUGCUGCUGUGAAUGGCAAUGGUUAUUCAUCAACAGAAUUCAAUGGUUCUCAAGCUCACAGAGUCAAUGGGGUAACUCCAGUCAAUGGUGACAUGCAUCUUCAGCAUACAGAAAACGUCAGAGAGGUGUUGCAGCAGCCUAGAACAACCAUCAUCUUUGCUAAACCAGGUGACCAAAUAAGGCCAUCUCCACCACAGUCACUAUUCACAGAGCCAGCAUCUUCGAUGGAAUACAAGGCUGCUGAUCGCUAUACUGGGCUUCCUGGCACUGGCCCCAGGGAAUUUAUUUCAUCCACCACCACUACCAGGGAAACAAGUGAAAACGUCUUCUCUGUGCCCUCCACUUCCAAACCAAAAGAUCUGAUCAUCGAUUGGUCAGCCGGCAAGGUUAUGAGGUCAACAACUGGUGAGACCAUAAGUGUCGCUGAAGCAGUGCAGAAAGGAUACCUUGAUACUGACACUAUUGAAGAACUUGCUGAAUUGUGUAUACUUGAAAGACCGGACAUUCUCAUCAAUUUUGAUCAUGGUACCAUACAAAACAAAGUAACAAAAGAGACCAUGACUAUUACUGAGGCAGAAAACAAGAAUUUGAUAGAUUCUCCAACUGCCAACGCUCUGAGGCUCAUGUGUGGUGAAUAUUCUGACGAGACAGUAAGAAAAGAACGUCAGCCUGGCAUGUUGAUUCAAAAACUCACAUCUGACAUGAGAAAAGAAGAUGAUGAAACACGAGUUUCAAAGACAUCACAAUCUGUUCCUGGUGUAUUGAAGAAGACGAGCACUCCUGUAAAAUCACCAAAGAAGAAAGUUACCUUUAAAUCUCUGAAUGAAUAUUUUACAUCUGAAUCAUUUGAAGCAUUGUCAUUUGUUGAAGCUUUUAGAGAUGGUUUGAUAAAUACUGAAGAAUCUUACAUUGUAAAUCCCCAAAAUGCUGAGGUAAUUAAUCUGAGAAAUGCAAUUGAUCAGGAUGUAUUUGACUCAAAUUCAUUAGAGAUUGUUCAUUCAGUAACAGGACGUAGAUGGAAUCUUAAGGAAGCUUUUAUUGAAGGACUUAUUCCCCCACCAGGCAAAACCAUCACCAGGACAAUGCAGUCGGGCUUUGUUACUAACAAUUUCCAGUACCUUAAUGAUAACAGUGAUCAGCAUAUACACACGGCAGUAGAAACACAUUUGAAAACCUCCCUUACUGAGCCAAUGAUAAAACCUAGAGGCAUAACAUUCCAAGAAUCAAUUGAAAGAGGUUUAGUUGAUGAAAAGGCUGGGACAUUCACAAAUCCACUAAAUGGUGACAUUAUGUCUAUUGCAACAGCGAUCAAAUAUGGCUGGAUAUCUGAAUCUGGAGAACCAGUAAAUAUUGAACCUGAAAGAAAGUAUGAAAAAACUAUCAUUGUCAAUCAGGUUGCACCAUCAGAUGAGCUGAAGAGAUUGUCAUUUACACAGGCUCUUGACCAAGGUUUUAUUGAUCUAGCAAAGAGUCAGUACACUGAACCAACGACCAGUAAUCGAAUGACAAUCCUUGAUGCAAUCAGAGGUCAGCUUUUAGAUACAACAUUAUAUGAGGAAGAAACAGUCACUGGAGAAAGUAUGACUUUGAAUACAGCCUUAGAGUCUGGGGCAUUUGAUGAAAAAACAGGAAUGUUUAUGAAUAGAAGUACUGGUGAAUCAAUGACCUUAGGGGAAGCUGUUAAAAGAAGAUACAUUGAUGGCAACUCUUCACUUUAUGAUGUUAAUUCUGGGAAGAUGUACACACUGGUUGAGGCAAUUGCUAAAGGAAAAAUCGAUCCAAUAACAGGAUCUUAUGUGGAGGGUUCAGCAACCAAGGUGUCAAUGAAGAAUGCUGCAAAGAAAGGUCUAAUUGCUUUGAUUGGAGCUCCAUAUUUGGCAAUUAAAGCGGCCACAACCACUAGAAAGAAACAUACUGAUGCUGUUAACAUGAAUACUCUGACCCAAAAACAAAAACAAAAUGGGCUGGACCAGAGGUCAAAUUUACCUCCUGAGAAAGAACCAAUUUCUAUUGAAGCAACGAAAGUUAAUGUUGUUGGACCAAACAUUCUUGAAGUUACUCAAGUGAGAGAACUCACAUCAGUCACAGCAAAGGACACUGAAAUGAUGCAUUUCAUGGAAUCAGUGUCAAGUGGGUAUCUGAAUCCAGAAACAGGAAUGUUCCAAGACCCUGACUCGGGUAUGUACAUGCAUUUGAGAAAAGCUGUAGACAGUGGUCACAUUCAUCCAGAAUCUGUCAAACUGCAGACCCCUUCUGGUCAGUACAUCAAUUUAAGGGAUGCACUUGAUACAGCUUUAAUAGACAACACUGGUCAUCUUGUCAAGGACAGCAGGCGGGGUCUUGCUGAGAUGAUGAACGAAGGUCAACUUCAUGAAACAAUUCCAGAAGUUCAUGCUGCUGCCAGUUUGGUGAUGAAAACCAAAGACAAGAUUCAUGUGCAAUCUGUGCAUGAUCCCAGACAAAGAACAUCAUGUAGCCUUAGUGCUGCACUUGACACAGGCCUGAUUAAUCCUCAUGAUGGUACAUACACAAAUCCAAAAACAGGAGAAGUCAUGGGCAUUGUUGAAGCCCUGAACUUUGGAUAUAUCCAGGGACAGGUCAUGGACAGCAUUACAAUGAAAGAAGGCUUGUCCAAAGAAGGCUUUAAAGCAGAAGUGACAUUCUCAGAAAAGAAAAAGAUGAAGGUUGCUGCUGUGUUAGAUAUGGAAACGGGAGAUAAACUGUCUCUUCAUGAAGCAAUUCGCAAAGGAAUUAUUGAUGAAUACGAGGGGAAAUAUAAAGAUUCAAGAACAGGGAAGAGUAUGUUUUUAAAUGAAGCAAUGGAUCAGAAUUAUGUCACAGCGAGUGAAGUAGAAGCAAAUAUGAAUUCGUCUGAGAAUUAUCACAAGACGUCUGAAAAUACUCUUUCACAGACACAGUCUUUUGAAAUUGAUACAAUUGUUGAUCCACAAACAAAGGAAUUAUUGAGCAUUCCUGAAGCAGUAGAUAAAGGAAUACUGAACGUAGAAGCAGGAUUGAUCCGGAAUACUUACACAGGUCAAGAGAUGACUAUUUCAGAUGCUAUCAAGUAUGGCUUUGCAAAGGGGUUGCAGACAUCAAGAAAAAGUGGUAUAUUUACAGACACUUUGCCUAAGAGAUAUAUUCAUGAGAAAGAAACCAUGCAUAUAAAGUCAGUAUAUGACCAAGAUCAGGGACGCUUCAUUUCGGUGAAACAAGCCAUUCAAAAAGGAAUAAUUGAUGAAAAGCUUGGCUUAUAUGUUUCUGAUGAUGGUUCUACAAUGCCUAUUAGUAAAGCAAUUUCAGAGCGGUUGAUUGAAGUUGACAGUUCAGAAACACAGUCUGUCAGCAGUGAGAAUAGUUUCAUUCAAGAAAAAGUUUCGUACACAAUUAGAUCAGUAUUGGAUCCCAUGUCUGGCAAUAGAAUUGAAGCUUCACAAGCAAUAAAGAAAGGUUUGUUAGACUUGAAGAGUGGCUAUUAUAUCAAUCUGAAAACUGGAGAGAAAUUCACAAUACCUGAUGCAGUGAAUAGAGGAUUUGUUGAAGCAGAAUCAACAAGUUCUGUUUCCUCGCAAGCAAGUUCUUUUUUGAAGCCUGCUAGUGUGCAGAUUGAAAUGGGGAAAAAAGCUUACACUGUCAAGGCUGUAUUGGACCCGAGAACAAAAGAGGAAAUGUCAGUGACUGAGGCAGUUUCAAAUGGUAUUCUUGAUCAGUCUAUGUGUAAGUAUUUUGACAGACGGACUGGACAAACCAUUUCACUGAGAGAUGCAGCGCAAAAGGGACUGGUGGUUAUUGACGAAGUCAUGACUGUUCCAGUUUUAACUGACGUAAGGAGAGAAACAGUAACUGUUAAAGCAAUUAUAGACCCUUUAACUGGGAAAGAAUAUAUUUUGAAGAAAGCCAUAGAAAAAGGAUUAUUUGAUCCUGAAAGGGGUCUUGUCUAUAAUAGGCUUACAGAUCAAAUGAUACCGCUUGAUGAUGCUGUGAUGCAAGGUUUUGCUAGAGUAGAACAUGGCCCAGAAAUAACUGAUGAAGAAAUUGUCAAAGGCAUAGUGGUUCAAAAAGUAAAAGACCCAAUGACCGGAAAAGAUCUUGACAUAUCUGAAGCAAAACGAAGAGGAAUUUUGGAUUCAGACUCUGGUCACUAUGUUGAUUUCAAGACUCACACAAGAAUGACAGUUGAAGAUGCAUUGAAAAAUGAAUUGAUAACUGGUCAUCUUGCACAACAGUAUGGAACAGAUAUUAAAGAUCGCAAACAGGUCAUUCUCACACAAGCUGUUGAUUCAAGAACCAGUGAAAAAGUGAGUGUUACAGAUGCUGUUCAAAGAGGAAUAUUAGACAAAGAUUUGACAACAUACUAUCAUGGUCGCUCUGGACAGACAUAUGACAUGGAAGAAGCCUUGCAGGCAGGGCUUGUAUCAGGAACAGUUUCUUCGGAAAAAACGUCUAUGUCCCAAUCGACCUCACCAACAAAAAGCACCACUUACAACAUUAUAUCUGUGCUUGACACUGCAAAUGGCAAGCAAGUUGGUGUUUCUGAGGCUUUAAAACAAGGAAUUCUCGCUCCAUCUGGUAUGUUUGUUGACACAAAAGCAGGUCGUGUGAUUCCUGUCUCCGAAGCCAUAAAAGCUGGUCUGGUUAAAACAGAAGUUAAAGACAAAGGCAAGAAACAACUAAAGUAUGACACUGUGUACAAGAUAGAUGCACCAGGAACAGAGCUAAAGGUUGUAACUUUCACUCAAGCUCUUAAGAACAAAUUUAUCAAUUGCAUGGAUGGAACAUUUACAAAUCCAUUUAAUUCUAAGGUUGUGUCUGUUGAUGAGGCAAUAAUUUCAAAGGUUCUAGUGUGUGAUGAUGGUAAACCAUUCAAAUACAAAGCCCCCAAAAAGGACAGGGUUACAUAUAGCUUGCAACAGGCAUUCAGAAGUGGUUUAAUUGAUUCUGAAAGUGGCUUAUAUUGGGAUGUGAGAAAAGGGAAGUCUUUUGGUGUUGAGGAAGCUUUGUAUAACGGCUAUUUGUCUCCUCUUGUCAAUAACAACUUCCCUCGAGGGCAGGUUGUGAGUAUAGUGAAAGGUGCUAUGAGUAAGCCACUGACAUUUACACAAAUGGUCAUUGAAAGUCAUCCUGUUGUUGAUAGUAGUGUAAAGGAAGAUAUGACAACCAGUUCUGCUGAAAAAACGAAUGGAUUUCAAGAAAUUGUUUUUACACCUACAACACCAAGUUAUCAAAGAGAGUCAAGUACAGAGUUUCUAGAAACACCAAGCAGUGAACAGAGUGGAUCAUUUGAAUCUCUAUCCAUCAGUCUUACAGAGGCUCUUCUGGCAGGUCUUAUUGAUGUUAAAACUGGGGAGUAUGUUGAUCCUCAAUCCGGUGAAAGUAUGUCAGUUGAUGAAGCUGUUAUCUGUGGUUUCCUUGAUAUGGAGCAGUGUGAAUUUAAUAUGGCUGAAACAGGUGAACAUAUUGAAAUGCCAAUGUCCAUUUCUGACGCUAUAAUGAAAGGAAAGAUUGAUACAGAAACUGCAAUGUUUACAUCACCACAAGGACAAAUAGUACCUUUGCAAAUGGCCAUUCAUGCAGGCUUUAUUCAGCCAAAACUUUCUUCAGAUGACAUCGUUGAUGGUUCUAGCAAUUUUAUGGAAAGAAACAAAUUGAAAUCAGAUGAAAUAUUACAAAUCAAUGAAGGGUCUCCUUUUUCUCCUAAGCAUGAACAAGUGUUCAAAGAUGGAAAACUUGUUUCAAAGACUGCUACAGAAGUGGUGGUGAAUCAAGGUUCAGCAACAUAUGUUACAAGACCUGGCUUCUUCAUGGAUUCAACUGGAAAAGUUGUCAAUUCCUUGACUGGCCAACGCCUGAGCAUCACAGAGGCUUUGAAAUGUGGAAUUGUGGACAUAGAAGCUGUGGAGGGCACAGGGGAAGUGAAGUUGGUUGGAAGUUUUCAACUGCCACCUAAUCUGGAGGGAAACAUGGAUCUAGAAUCUGCGAAUCCCUCCAAUUCCCUGGUGACUUCUUCUGUCUUUGGUCCAAAAUGUGACCUUGGUGACUCUUGUGUGACCUUGUCCCAAACUUCUCUUGAUAAAAAUUUUAGUUCCAGUGAAGACUCAAAAUCUUUGAUAUUCUCUAACAGUUUAAACACCAGUUUCACUGACUCUGGUUCUGUUCAGUGUAGAAGUAAAGUUCUCAAAGCAAAUGGAUGUGAAAUUAAUUUGACUAAAUAUAUGUUACCUGGUAAAUUAGAUUCUGAUGAGGAAGCAGAGUUUGAAAUGAAUAGAAUGUCAAAAUCUGAGGUUGUUGCAUACACUGAAUCAUUGUUGGAAGAUUUUUGGGACACCUCAAAAGAAAAAUGGAUUCAUCCAAGAACAGGGAAAUGUGUUCACAUGCAAGAAGCUAUUGACUGUGGACUUAUUAGUCCAGAACUAUUACAAGUGAAACAAGCAAAUGGCAAAACAGUAAAUAUUCAGAAGGCAAUAAAUUCGGGUCAAAUAAACAUUCAUUCAGGAAAGACUAUUAACUUAAAGACUGCUUUAAAUUGGCCUUUUCAUGUUGCUGUAGCAAAGGGAUUAAUUAAGGUCAGUGAUAAUGAACCAAUUGGAAAAUGUGAUAUGUAUACAGAAUUAGGUCCUGGUUUGGUUUCAUUGAUUGCGCAAAAAGAAAUUAUCAAAGAAACAAAAAUACUUGACCGAAGACUUGACCAAUGGGUUGAUAUUUCACAUAGUGUUGAAUCUUUCAUUUUUGACACUGAAUGGGGAAAGGUUAAAGAUAACAUAACUGGUAAAUGGAUGACCUGGAAUGAAGCUAAAGAGAUAGGACUUGUUCUAGAUCCUCGCAUUGGGGAAGUGGCUUCAAGCUCUAAUGAAGGUAUUGUCAAGCUUAAAGAAUCAGACAAACAUAUUGUGAAUCUUAAAGAGGUAAAAAGUGAUGAUGGUCGGAAAGAAUAUGGAGGGCAUAUACUGUUUAAUCAAAAUCCUUCAAAAUCAUCUGUUGGAAGGAGGCAUUCUACUGAUUUGGUAGAAAAAACAUCUAUGUCUUUUGUCCAGAGAAGAUGCAGUUUAGCUAUUACUGAAAAAUCAUCAACAACCUUUCCAAUUAUGCUUGACAUGGCAAUUAGACAAGGCCUGUACAACGCAUUAACUAAUACUCUACAUAAUCCAAAAGAUGGAAGUAAAAUGCCAUUUGAGGUAGCUUUGCAAAAGGGACUAAUCCACCGGGAAUCACUUAUACGAGAUCCUGUCAGUAGAGAUAUUAUUUCAUUACAAGAGGCAAUUGAAAACAGAAUUAUUGACCCUGAGUCUGGGAAAAUGAUAGAUUCAAAUGAGCAAGCCAUAGCACUCAAUUUUGCCCUCAAUAUUGGUUUAAUAAUGAGGUCCCAGUCUCCAUUAAAACUUUCAUUAUCAGAAAUUGUGGAAGAAGGUCUUUUUGAUGAAGAGUUAGGGACUUUUUUAAACCCAGAUAACAAUGAAGAGAUCAGCUUCGGUGAAGCAGUUACAUCUGGUUUGAUUGAUCAGGAUUCGAUUAGAGUUAGAGAUUCUAAAACAGGCAGAGUUUGCAAACUUGACUCAGCUCUUGAUAUGGGACUUUUGUACUUUGAUUCUGGUGUUUGUGUUGAUAUAGAUGGUGGAAAAAAGUUGCCCGUUUUAGAAGCUUUAGAAAAAGGCAUUUUAAUUGAUGUCACUAAUCAACCAAAGCUUACACUUAAAAUCACAUUGGAAGACAGUUAUUUUAAUCCUAAAACAAAUAUGUUCAGAGAUGAAGAUCUUGGUGUUGAUAUCACAAUUGGAGAUGCUAUAGAAAGUGGAUUUCUUGAUGGCGAUUCUGCGUUAGUUAGAGAUCCCAAGUCAUUGACCGUCAUGACUCUGGAUGCUGCACUUCAUGAAAAUAUUAUUGACCCAAUCAGUGGAAAAUAUAAUAGUGGUGGAAUAGAAAUGGGAUUAAAUGAAGCAAUAGACAAGGGACUUGUUCUGUUUAAUGCAACACAUGGAGCUUUACCAUGUUCAGUAAUUGAAGCAAUUAGGUUCAAUAUAUAUGAUUCAAAAUCAAAGACUUUUGUAGAUCCAAAAUCAGGGGACGUUCUUAGUCUUGAAAAAGCAAUUGAGGUAAAAUUAAUAGAUCCAAAGAAAACCAUGGUGAAAGACACUUCCACUGGACGAUUCAUUUCUUUAAUGAAUGCAGAAUACUUGGGAAUUGUGAACACAAAGUCAUCAGAAAUAACAAUGUUGAAAGAGGACGAUGUCUGUGAUGUCCAAGAAGCCAAAUCCAAAGGCAUUCUUCGAAGGUCUGCAAGUGAUGAACAUAUCACACUGAAAACUGCAAUAGGAAAAGGUUAUGUGGACCAGAGAGGGAAGAUUUUUGACUCCUUAUCCAAAAAGAAAUUGAAUUUAGCAGAUGCAAUACUUGUGCGAGUAAUCAAUCCAGGUCCUACCUUAGUUAAAAAUGUGAAGACUGGUAGUUUCAUUCCAAUUGUUGAAGCAAUUGCUUCUGGUAUAAUUGAUGAUGAGCAUUGUACAUUUACAAAUAAUGAAAGUGGCAAAAUUUCAAGUCUCAUUGAUGCUGUGGAAGAAGGUUUCAUCAUCGAAAUUCCAGUUUCAGGAUUAACGAUUGCAGAGGCUUUACAGCAUGGAUUAUAUGAUGAAAAACUUGCUUGCUUUCUUGAUGUAAGAACAGGGAAAACUGUCAAUUUAGUGGAGGCAAUAGAACAAAGAUUGAUAGAUCCCUGUAGAAGACAAGUUGUUGUACCAGGAACUGGUUUAUUUUCUUUAAAGGAAGCAUUUGAUUUAGGAUUCAUGGAUGAGCUCACAGGUAAUUAUUUGUUUGAAGAUGAACAGAUCAGUUUGCAAGAGGCAGUUGAUAGAUUUUUACUUGUGACUGUUGGUAGCAAAAAACGAAAUAAAACAAUGUCAGAUUCAUGUUAUGAACAGGAUGACUUCUCCAACUCUUGGAAUGACUAUGUUGUUAAAGACCCCAAUGAAAGAAGGUUUUUGAAUAUGGAAACAGCAAUUGAAGAAGGAAUAAUUGACAUUCAGACUGCAAGCUAUUGUGAUAUGAAAAAUGAUUUCAUAAUACCCAUGUCUGAAGCUAUAAAUGCAGGCUUUGUUGUUCAUUCACAUAACCCAAGACUGGGCCUUGCAAGUGCAUUUAACCUGGGCAUUUAUGAUACAGUUAACAACACAAUUUUUGAUCCGUCCACAAGUCAGGAGAUGUCCUUAUCUGAUGCAUUGAAAGUUGGGCUAAUUGAUGUGAACAGAACAAGGGUGAAAUGUCUAGAGACAGGCAAAUAUCUAUCUUUAAAGCAGGCACUGAAGAAAGGCUAUGUGAGUGACAAAACAGGUUCAGUGUUUGAUCGAACUCAAAAGAAGACCUUCACUCUAGACAUUGCAGUUCAUCAAAACUUGAUGUUUGAUUUUACCAAAGAAAAGUUUACUGUUCCUGAGGGAUUGAUGUAUGGGAUGUUGACCCAUGAUGGCCUGAUGGUGGAAGAUUUAAACACUGGAAAUUUCCUUACAUUUGAUGAUGCUGUUGAAAGGGGGAUUAUUGAUGCCUACAAUACCACAGUGCAGAAUAUAAAUGAUGCCGGAAGUGUAGACAUUGAAAAUGAUAGUAUGUCACUGACGCAAGCUAUUCAACAGAACCUUGUAGACGAAAGUAGCGGGUUUUUGAAGCUGAAGUCUGGAAGACGAAUGUCGCUAGCUGAAGCAGUGAACAAAAGUUACAUCAUAGAAAAAAGUCAGUUACCGAAGCAAAUAACUGAUACUCAUGAUAGUUUGACAAGUUCUUUGGAACAUAGCUCUCUUUUUGAUGGUAGUGAAUUAACUGUGCUGCAAAGAUCACUUGAAAACGAGCUGAAUAUGAAGGAAAAUCAGAUUUCUUCAAAUUGUGGGUCAUUAACAGACAUGGACAUGACUGGUUCUGUUAUGAGUGACAGAAGUGACUCUGUUAGUAGUCCAAUAAGGUUUGAUGAAGCUCUUAAAUUUGGCUUCUUGGACCUGGAGAAUGGAAUAUUUUUUGACUAUCUCUUGGAUGAAAAGUUGCCUAUUGAGAAAGCUGCCAGUCAGGGAAGGCUGAGUAUUAAAAGGGUAUUUUUCAAUGACCCUGUCAUGAAUGUUAUGGUUCUAUUGAAGGAUGCUCUUGCAAAAAACCUGUUGUUUCAAGUUGAAGAGUGCGGUUCUGAGUCUGUGAUUGUAUCAAAAGCAAAACCAAUGACUUUUAAACAGGCAUUAGACCAAGGUCUGCUUGUUAUUAAAUCUAAACAUUUCUCUGGUUCUGAUGAUGAUGUAGAUCAGCUUAGUGUUAAGAGUGAUACCUUCUCAGAAUUAGUGAUGAGUAACACAAAUCUUAACUGGCUAUCCACCAACAAAAAUGUGUCCUCUUCAUUGGACUCUUUGAUACAAAAUGUGAAGCACGAUCAAUCAGGAUAUCGGAUCGGGACUCUUUUUGAUGCUAUUGAAAAAGGCUUGUUUGAUAGUGACAAAGGUUUGUUACAAGACACAUUUACUCUGAAAAGGCUCAGUAUAAAAGAUGCAGUUGCUAGUGGGUUAAUCAACAGCAAGAAUCGCGAGGUGAUCGAUCCAAAUAAAGAUGAAUGCAUCUCUGUUGAAGAAGCAAUUAAUAGAAACAUUAUAGACUCUGAAACUGGAAUGUACAUUGAUCCACUAACUGGCAGUCAGUUAAAGUUGUCUAUUGCAAAAGAGGCUGGAUAUAUUGUGAAAAGCCAAGUCAAAUUUCAGUGUAAGAGUUCUGUGGAGAUUUAUGUUGAAGAAAUAUUAACGAAUGAAGGGUUAAAGGGUAAAAACAAAUACCAUGAUGCUUUUUCAACAGGUGUACUAAGCCGAUCCAAGUCAGAAGUAAUUGAUCCAGACACAGUUAAGCCAAUAACACUGAAAAGAGCAGGAAGUUUGGGAAUGAUUGAUGUGAAAACUGGAGAAUUCAAGAAUCCACAUUCAGGAGAUUCAUUCUCAUUAGCAGAUGCAGUUGACAAAGGUUUUAUCUUAAGUCCGAAAGGUCUGAGCUUGUACAGUGCUGUUAAUCAAGGACUUUAUAAUGAAAACACAGGUCACUUCAAGAGUCCUGCCUCAGCAGAUGAAACAACAUUGAGGGAUCUGAUUGAAAGAGAUGUGAUUACAGAUAGUUGCAAGGAAGUAAGAGAUGUUGAUAAAGAUGGCGAAGUUAUUAAACUGAGGGAAGGAAUCAAGAGGAAAGUGAUUGAUGAUAUUGGCGGGAAAUAUGUUUCCAAGCAGGCAAACUUGAAUUUUCGAGAAGCUGUAUCAGCUGGGUUGAUCAUUAGCAAUAUUCCUCGAGAAGGCUUGAGAGAGAGUAGUAACAAUGUUGAAACCAUCCCUGGAAUGAAACCAGAUGAAAUUUGGAAAGGAAACCUUAGGAAACAAAUAAGUGUCAGACAAGGACCAACUGUUAAUUUUAAGCCAAGCAAACAGAGUAAAAGUAAUGAUCAAAAAGUUUCAAGUUCAACUUCAAGUAUGGAGAGUAAUUCUUCUGGAUAUGAAACUAACCAUUCACAAAAUCAGUUUGGACAUGAUGAAUCAGGUUUAAAGUUUGUUGCUGAAGUGAGUCAUUUAAAAGCCGUGCAUUUUAUAGAUGAUGCAGAUAGUAAUUGCUCCAAAAGCUUGGCAGAUUCUACCGUGAACAAUAAUAAAUUAUCAAAAGGACCGGUCCAUGGGGUCUGUGUAAUUGUGAAUUCCGAACCAACUUCAAGCAAUAGAAAUAAGGGUGAAAUGGAAAAUGCAAAUCAAGGUCACACAGGGUCAUUCAUGGGUCAAGGUCACAAAUUGUUGGUUUCUCCUCAAAGGAAUAAAGAAUUCUUGUUCAGCCCUGGUCUGCCCCCAUCAGUGAAGGAAGAGCGGCAGCAACUCUCGGAUUCACACGAUAAGCUUGUGUCCGACCUGCACAAUGAACUCAACUGGGUCUCGGACGUGGAGCAGCUCCUGAAGGACGACCAGCCUGUGAGUGAGGAGGCUUACAAGGCACAGAGUCAGCGGGAAGUACUCAAGGCGCUGUAUGAUGACGUACUCGGCCACCAGCAGCCUAUCCGCUCCCUGGUCUACCAAUCAGAGCAGCUCGUGGAACACCACCAGGAGGAGCUCACUCCUGAACAGGUCACAGAGUUACAGAACCUUGAGUCAGUCAUGAAGACCUCCUAUGGAAAGGUACAGAAGACGUGUGAGUCCCGUAUGAAGCACCUUUCAACAGCUACGGAUGAGCUUACCAAAUUUGAAGCGGAACUGAAAAAGUUUAGCUCCUGGCUGGGAACCACAGAACAGGAAUUGCAAAGGCAGAUAGAGGCCAUACAGAUAGUUGAUGGAGUGACCAGAGUGAAGGAUCAACACAAGGAGAUGCAGUCUGACAUCAUAGCCCACACUGCAGAUCUGCGCUAUCUGUCCUACCCAUUGAAAACAUACAUGGAGGAAGCAAAGGCCCACAAGUUGGAGGCUAGAUGCGUACAAGGCAGACCGAGCCAAGCCCAGCCGCAUGAGUCGCACCAGCUUCAUUUCCAUGGACAACAAAGAGGUCGAGGUCGUCCUAGAGAAGCAGAAAGAGGCUGAACUCGCUACAACGAGCUCAAGUCUGAGUGUAAUAAGUUUGGUGACAAACUGACCGCUCUUGUCAACAAACAGAAGACCUUCAAUGAGUCAACAUGGACGAUGCUUUCUUGGCUGACAGACACAGAGGAGAAGCUGAGUAUGACGAGACAGGAAUCAUCUGCUCCAGAACCUGAAGCUCUGAGAGAGGCUCUUGAAAAGAUGAAGGCUGUCGGAAAUGACACGAUUGCUCACAAGAAUCAGAUGGCUGAGUUGGAGAAGUGUGGUAAAGAGGUGAUCACUCAGAUGGCAGAACUUGGAAUACACGGUGAACAGAUAGCGAAGAUCCAGGAGAUUAUUGAUGACAUUGCUGGCAGACACGAUAUCAUCUCUGAAGAGGUGAACGAAAAGGCUAAUGAACUGCAGACAGCUGUGACCAAAUCGCAGGACGUGCAAGAUGCUGUUGAGAACCUGCUAACAUGGUUGAAGGACACUGAUCGUAAAUUGGACCUACAGAAACUGGUGAGUUUGAAUCAGGAGAAGUUAAAAGAACAGGAACAGCAACUGAGCAUCAUUGAGAAAGACAUUGAGAGUCAUCAACCCAGUGUCGAAUCUGUGAAAUUAGCUGCGCGUGAACUUAUUAAGACCUGUGAUCUAGACAUGGCUAAAGCCCUUGAAGGUAAAAUAAAUGACAUUUCAACUCGAUUCCUUGGAGUGCAGAAAAAGAGCAGAAGUUCAUUAGCACAGGUAAAUACGGUAUCUGAAGGCUUGCAGAGAUUCAAUGAGAACCUUGAUGUUCUAAGAGCAUGGGUUCAAAUAAAUACAGAUUCCUUGGAGUCUUCAGAGUGGAGUAAGAAACCAAUAGACCAACUAAAGAACAAGGUGGAUGCUGUUAAGCUUGAAAAAGAUCGCCAGAUGCAGGCUGUGCAGCAGCUGAAGACUACAGGGCAGAAUCUGAUCCAGGAUCCGAGAACCAGUGAUCCUAAUGCCAUAAAAAUGGCGUUGGCCAAUAUGGAUCAGCUGUGGGCAAAGUUUGAGGAAUGUCUCAACGAAAGGGAUGCAGAGGCAAGCCUUAAAGAGAGCAGAGAGAGCGACUAUGAAUGUAUGAAAGAUGAGGUUGUCCGAUGGUUGUCCGCCAUGGAGACGAGUGUGGAUGCUUUCGAACCUGUAGCCGUUGAUAUGGAUAUUGUAUCCAGGCAGAUUGAGGAACUGCAACCAAUGAUUCAAGAGCACUACGAGUUUUCCCCACGUAUUGAUGAACUGAAUACUGUCGGAAACGCAUAUGACGCCAUCCAAGCAGGAGACUCACGGCCCAAGAGCCCAAUGAGAUUCAGAACGAGGCGGUACCCUAGUAGCAUGACGUCACCACGGAUACGCAGCCCCUCCCCCACGACAGGCUCGUUUCCUUUUGGCACAGAACUCACAAGUCCAAUGUCAGCCUCCAGUGAUUCUAGUGGUGUUGGGAGUCGAAAAAGCAGUUCUGAUUUCCUUCACUUAGACGCAGACCUCUCCGAGACCCAGCAGGAUCUUGUGGACAUGAAUCAGCGUUACGAGAUGCUUGAAGAACGUCUACUAGAUCGCCAACAGGAGCUCAAGGGCAUGCUGGACACGGUCAAGUCAUUCCUUCAAGACCUCGCAGACGUUCUCAGCUGGUUGGACGCACGGGAACGAGAUCUGGAUGUAGCAGUUGCUGUAGCAACCAGUGAAAAAGAGGCUAAGCGCAGGCUGAAAGAACAUGAGAGAAGCCAUGCGGAAGUUCUUGCGAAGGAGACAUUGGUGGAGGACAUAAGGCGUAAGGGACAGGACCUGAUCAAGAGAAAACGUGGGGUGCCUGGGAUAGAUAUGGUGCAGCAACAACUUUCCGAACUCGAUGACAAAUGGCUGGGAGUGAAAGUGGCUUCCGAGCAACAACGCAAGCUUCUGGAGGACAUUGUUUCCGACCUACGUACAUACAAGGACGCGGGUGUGCAUCUUCAGAAGUGGAUUGCCCAGAAAGACAAGAUGGUCGCUGUCCUGGGCCCGGUGGCUACAGAGCCUUCUAUGAUAAAGAACCAACUUGAACAAGUCAAGGUCCUGCAAGAGGAGAUGAAAGGCCAGGAGCCGUUGUAUGACAAGUUCAUCCAGUCAGGCAACGCGGUGCACGACAAGUGCGUCCCGGACUCCCAGGACGCGGCCCACAUCAGCGAGAAGAUGACUGUGAUCAGCAAGAGCUGGGAGAAGCUGGGGGACAAGUUGCGGGAAAGGGAGAGCAGUCUGAACUCUGUCGAGGAGUUGAGUCAGAACUUCAGCGACACACUUCAGUACCUCACGGCAUGGCUCGGUGAUUACAUGACCACGCUGGACCAGCUGCCACCAGUAGCAUCCAGCCCUGAGAAGCAUAAGGAACAUCUGAAGGAAAUUCAUGAAUUAGAGUCUGAGCGUAAGAAACAUGUUCCGAUACUCGACCAGGCAAAGGAAAUCGCCAAAAAACUGGCUGACAACACAAAAGAUGCCAACACCAAGUUUGAGAUCAAGAACAAGAUUGCCAGCAUUGAGAAACCUAUGUUUGAAGCUGAGCGGAAGCUACAGACAAGAAGUAAUGACCUCUCUAAGGUGAGCGAGCAAGGGGCCAAACUGCGUGCCUCUUGUCAGGACCUGGUGGCGUUGCUUGGAGACCUGGAGCAGAAGGCCGCUAAGAAUGAACCAGUCUCCGGUGAUCCAGAAACCUUGAAAGUUCAGGUGCAGAAAAAUAAGGACAUGCUACAAAAUCUGAACAACUUAACUCCAGAAAUCAAAGCCCUACAGGAACAAGUCAGACAAUUCGGAGACACCUCCUCUCCUGAAAUCAAAGCCCUUCUUGAAACGUCUAAAACCAUAGAGGCAAAAUGGGAGGCACUGAAAGAAGCCGCUAACCAAAGGGACGAACAACUCGAAGCCAGCACCAAGCACACUCAGAACUUCCAGGCGCAGUUGGACAAGAUGUUGCUAUGGUUACAACUCAGCGAAGGAAAACUUGACGGCUUGACUCCUGAUGAUGCUGAACAGACUUCGAUUGCUCGCAAACUGAAAGAAGCAAAGGCGCUUGAAGGGGACAUGCGCAGGCUGGUGUAUGACCACGAGCUGCUAAACCAGGAGGGGCAGUCCCUUAUGGAGACUGUUGACAGUGAUAAGGGGCCUAUCAGGGUCCGUCUGGAGGACAUGAACCAGAGAUGGGAGAAUCUCAAUGAAGGUCUGAGUGAGCGUGUGCAAGGCCUAGAGGAGCUGAGUAGCAGGCUGACAGAGUUUGAGGACUGCAGUGUGAGCCUGCAGCAGUCUCUACAGGACCUCGAGGAGAGGCUGGACGCUCACAACAAGCUGGGAUCCUCGGCCAAGGACCCCCUCAACAAGGACAAGAUCAAGGCCAUGAAGGCUGCAGCCUCUGCACUGGACUCUCAGCUGGACUACCUGGAUGGUCUCCUUGUCAACAUGGAGGAUGCAGAUGGCACAGUGCCUGCUGGGAAGGUAGAGGCUGCUAAGCAACGUCAAGCCUAUCUGCAGCAUCAGAUCGCAGAGCUCCUACACGACAUGGAGGCGGGAACACAGAUUGUGGAUCAGUUCCAGAAUGCCAUACAGAGGGCCAACAGUGAUGUCUCUGAGCUGGAUACCAGUCUAAAGAACCUGGGUCCAAUAGGGCGUGAGGAAACCAUUCUACAGAGACAGAAACGGGAGACUGAGGAGUUCAUUUCAAAGGUCAAUGACCUUGACAACAUGCUGGAUGACCUUGAGUCUCAGUAUGACUCCCUGAAGGCAGACGGUUAUGUCACACCAUCUGGCGGUCUUAAAGCUCAGCUUGACCAGCUGCGUAACCAGCAGGAGAAACUGCGUGAGAAGAGUGAAGAACGUCUACAAGAGGUACAGACCAUCUACGGCGCACUGGAAGGGGUGACUGACAACCUGCGUAGAAUGAGGACAAGCAUCGAUCGAGCCUCAGACGAACUCGAGAUGCACGAGCCCAUAGGCACUGAUGUCAACGCCAUCAAACGUCUGCAAGACGAACUCAAGAACAUCCCUUCAGAAAAUCAAUUCCAGCAUGGCGUCCUAGAGAACCUCUCCAAGCGUGUUGCCGCAGUAACCAUGGAUGCCCAGGGGCUCAUACAGGGCGCUGCACCGGGCGUGGACACAGCUGGGCUCGAGUCUGACCUUGACUCCUUGAGGGACAAGUGGAACAGCCUGAACUCCAAGGUAUCGGAGAGGGACCGUAAUCUUGACAACGCCAUCCUUCAGUCAGGCAAGUUCAAUGACGCCCUACGUAACCUCAUUGACUGGAUGAAGGAGACAGAAGACCUCGUAGCCAAUCAGAAACCUCCAUCACCGGACUAUAAAGUCGCAAAGGCUCAGCUCCAGGAGCAGAAGUUCCUUCUGAAAAUGCUGGACGACAGAGCUCCGAACGUGAAAUCAGUGAAAGAGUCUGGAGAGACACUACAACUCAACCUGGAGGCUAAAGAACGGCAGGCCAUCAAGAACCAGACGGCGCAACUUGACAAGCGCUGGAGUGACCUGAAUUUCCGGGCCGAACAGCGGUCCCAGACCCUUGAAAACAUCGUCAGCAUCGCACAGGAGUUCCAAGAAGUGCGGGAGCCGUUGGUUGGCUGGCUUGAUGGAGCUGAAAAGAGGUUUGCAAGUUUGGAACCGUCCACGAUGGAUGCGGAUAAUAUUGAGAAGAUUAUCAAAGACCUGGUUGACCUUGGAAAUGAGAUGAACCUUCAGGAUGAAAAGACGAAGAAACUUGCGCUCGUUGGAAAAGACCUUCAAAACCAUUGCAAAGGUGAUGAUGUAAAGAACGUACAGCGGAAAAUUGAUGAUAUCCAGACUCGAUAUGGUGAGCUCAGUGACAAAUUAACAGACAUUCUGGAGCAAAUGGAGGAAGCUUUACCACUGGCGAAGAAUUUCAAUGAGACCCACGCAAAGUUCAUUGACUGGUUGGUUAAAAUGGAGCCAAAAACAAAGCAGCAAGAAGGAAAUGAAAGUGAAGAUCAGGUUUCACAACUUUUGGAAGAGAUGAAAGAAAUCGAGCCACUUCUGACGGCUAUGAUUGAAGUAGGGGAGAAGCUGUCAGACCUUGCACCAGGCGACGCAGGGUUCAAGGUUGAGGACACUGUAGCCAAGGACAAGAAACGCUUCGAGGCAAUCAAUGAGGCCGUGCAGGCCAAGGCAGACAAGUACCGCGCUUCGAAACUGAAAAACGCAGAAGUGAUGUGCACAAUAGACGACCUUUUUGAGUGGUUCACCGAUGAGCAGAAGUUGUUGCAAUCAUGUGAGUCUAUCAGCUGUGAUCCUGCGCAUAUCCAGAAACAGCUGGCUGAACAGAAGGCAAUCAAUGACGACAUCAAUGCCCAGAAAGCCAAGGCCCGCGAUACCAUAGCAACGGGAAAACGCCUAAUUCGGGAGGGCUCCGUGGAGGACGAGACUGGUUUCAACUGGAAAAUGGAGCAACUUAAGCAACAGAGUGACACAGUUGCCAAGCUGGGCACCGACAGACUGGUACAGCUUGAGCAGGCAUUGCCCAUGUCAAGGACGUUCAAAGACGCGCACCAGGACCUGGUGAAGUGGUUCCAGGAAGUGGAACCCAUCAUCGCCGAGCUCGCAGUCAUGUCCAUUAACCAGGACACUGUGAAGAAACAGCAGGACAAGAUCAAGAUCCUGAAGCAGGACCUGCAGGACAACAAGCCCCUGAUGGACAAGCUCAACAAGACGGGUCUGGCCCUUACCAAGCUGGCCCUGAGUCCUGUAGAUGUUGACCUCCUUCAAGAGACCAUGGAGAAUGACAACAGGCGCGUGGAGGACAUACGGCGGGGAGUCAGAGAGCGAUCCAUGUCCAUAGACGAGGCCCUGCAACAGUCGGCAGAGUUCACAGACAAGCUGGAAAACAUGUUGGAGGCAUUGACCAGUACAGAGGAGCAGGUCACCAAUGCCCAGCCAGUGUCUGCACACCCAGACAAGAUACGAGACCAGAUCUCAGACAAUAAUGCUCUGAUGGAGGAGAUGACCAUGCGACUGUCUGCACUGGAGUCCGUGCAGGUUGCAGCAGAGGAACUGAUUAAGCAGGCCACAGACUCACAGGACGAUGCAGUGAAAGAUGUCAAGGCAAAGUUGCUGGACCUCUGUGACCUAUACGAGAGAAUCAAUGCGGCAGCUGCAGAGCGCAACAACCGCCUGGAGGAGACGCUGGAGGUGUCGGACCGGUUCUGGGACGAGCUUCACCAGCUGACUCGCUCCCUGAAGGACCUGUCUGACACGCUGGCCUCCCAGGAACCCCCAGCCCUGGAACCGAGCCUCAUUAAGGAGCAGCAGGAGACGCUCGAGGCCUUACGUGAGAACAUAGAAGAGACCCAGUUUGACCUUGGGGAGGUGCAGCAGACUGGGGAACAGCUCAUGAACCUCUGUGGGGAGCCAGACCGGCCCGAGGUGCAGAAAAACAUUGAUGACCUUGACACCAACCUCCGCACUAUCAACAGCGACUUUGAGAAGAGGUCAAGGUCACUGGAGGACGCCCUUGAGAGGUCACUGCAGUUUCAGGACGAGCUCAUGAAAAACCUUGUGUGGCUCCAAAAGCGAGAAGACACUUUGAGAGACAUGGGACCAAUUGGAGGAGACUUUGAUACCAUCAAAGAACAGUGGAAUAAAGUCAAGAACUUCAAACUUGAGGUUGAUCCGAAGCAUGCUGACAUUGAAGCAUUGAACCAGAAAGCUGAAGAACUUGUAAAGGACUCCAGCCCAGACCAGGUGGUCAUUGUGAAAGAGCCAGUGGGCGCGGUCAACAAGCGUUGGGAGGGGCUGCAGGAGGGCAUCAGUGACCGUCAACGAGAGCUGCAGUUGGCCAUGUUAAACGUGGGACAGACUGAGCAUGCACUGAACGAACUGCUAGCCUGGCUUGACAAGACCGAACAGAUGCUUGACGAGAACUCACCAGUGCUUGGAGAUAGGAAACUUGUAGAAAUUGAACUGGCCAAACACAAGGUCUUACAAAACGACAUUCAUUCCCGUGAGCCAAGCGUGCGUUCAGUGCGUGAGGCGUGUCAGAUGGGGUCAGAACGAUCGGCUACGUCACGCCGCAAGGUGGACGACAUGAUGCGAAUGUGGAACACAGUACAGGGGAAGAGUAAGGCUCGACAGCAAGCCCUCGAGGAGGCCCUUAAAGAGGCCAAGUCCUUCUCAGACAACAUGGAGAAGAUGAUUCAGAGACUCGGACAGAUUGAGGGAAUGUUGAUCACGUCUCGACCGGUUGGGGGCCUGCCAGACACUGCCAGAGAUCAGCUAGACAGAUUCAUGGAGGUGCACAAUGAGCUGCAGGACAUGGAACCAGCAGUUGCUAGGUUACAGCAGGACGGUGCCCGGCUCAUAGCCAAGAGCAUGGACCCAGCUUCUGGCACCAUUAAACAGAACCUGCAGAGGUUACAGGCCACCUGGGAGCAUGUGAAGACGCGUUCAGUGGACCGCAAGGACAAGUUGGAGCAGGCUGUGAACCAGGCCAACAAUUUCCAUGGCGACCUGAGUGAGUUCACGACCUGGCUGCUAGAGGCUGAAAAUACACUUAAAAAUAUGUCUGCUGUGAGCCGCGUCAUACCGCACGUGUCCGAGCAGAUCAUGCAACACAAGACUUUGCAGCAAGACAUAGCUACUCACCGAGACCAGAUGAUCAAACUGGACAAGACCGGUACCCACCUGAAGUACUUCAGCCAGAAACCUGAUGUGGUUAUCAUAAAGAACCUUCUGUCGAGCGUACAACAGCGCUGGGAGAAAAUUGUAUCACGCAGCGCUGAGAGAACAAGACAUCUUGAACGCGGCUACAAGGAGGCUAAACAGUUCAGUGAUAUGCUUGGAGACCUGAUGAGCUGGCUGACCGAUGCAGAGGAGGCACUGACCAAUGCUCAGACCAUCGGAAAUGACCCCAUCAAGAUCAAGGUCAUGAUUGCCAAACACAAGGAGUUCCAGAAGAGUCUUGGCUCCAAGCAGCCUGUGUACGACAAUGUAAACCGCACAGGCCGCUCACUGAAGGAGCGUUCCCCGGACCAGGACAUGCCCGUCUUAGACAGGAUGCUGAGCGACUUGAAACAUCGCUGGAACAAUGUGUGCGGAAAAUCUGUGGACAGGCAACGUAAGCUGGAGGAGGCGCUGCUGUUCUCUGGUCAGUUCAGUGACGCCCUGCAGGCCUUGCUGGACUGGCUGGCCAAGGUGGAGCCCGGACUGGGAGAGGACCAGAUGGUGCACGGAGACAUUGACACCGUCAAUAACCUCGUGGAGGAACACAAGGCCUUCCAGCAAGAGUUAGGAGCGCGGUCCAACAACGUCCAGUUUGUGCGCAAGCGUGCCAAGGAGAUGCUGGAGAAGUCUGAGGAGGACACGUCCCAACAGCAGGCCCAGUUGAUAGAGCUGGCCACCAUGUGGGACCGCGUGUGUAAGCUGUCUGUCUACAAGCAAGAGAGGCUUGAGCAGGCCCAGAGGCUGGCUGAAGAGUUCCACAAGAAAGCACAGGGUCUGAUCGCAUGGCUGGCAUCUGCUGAGCGCCAACUGCGCUACAAGGGGCCACUGCCAGACGAUGAGGGCGAGAUCGUGAAGCAGAUAGAAGAGCACAAGGCGUUCGAGGAGGAAUUCCUGAGACAGGAGGGCGUGUUGAGGGAGACCCUGAACAUCGGGCAGGACAUCAUGAAACGCUGCAAUCCUGAUGCUCUCUCCACGCUCAAACAUUGGUUGUCUGUGCUGCGGUCACGCUGGGAGGAGGUGAGCAACUGGAGCAAGCAGCGAGGUGACCGACUACGUAACGGCCUCGCCCUUCUACGCCGCAACAACCAGCUGUUGGAGGAGCUGAUAGCCUGGCUCAAUGGAGCGGAGACAAGACUCUUCAAUGAGAAUGCUGAGCCCAUUCCAGACGACGUGGAUGUUAUCCAUAAGCUUCUUACCGACCAUCAGGAAUUCCAGAAUGAAAUGUCAACCAAACAGCCAGAGAUAGAGCAGGUCACGAAGGCAGACCGACGUCAACGCACCUCUUCGGUUGCCGGGGAGUCUGUAUCCCAGAUACCCCUGUACAAGGGGUUGUCGGGCAGACGUACCCCCACACCUGUGAAGUACGGCCCUGGAAGGCGCAGUGUAACUGACGAUGGUCGGCGCACACCAGAGUCCAACUACAAGAACCCUCGUGUUGGCGCUCUGAACAUCAAGUGGCGUCAGGUCUGGUUCUCGGCUUACGAGAGGCAGCGUCGUCUACAGGAGGCCUUGGACUACCUCAAUGAGCUUGAACGCAUGAAGAAUUUCAAAUUCGAUGACUGGCGUAAACGCUACCUUACCUGGAUGCAUCACAACAAGUCGCGCAUCAUGGAUUUCUUCCGUCGUCAAGACCGUGAUAGGGACGGCAAGGUCACUCGACAGGAAUUCAUUGAAGGAAUAAUGGCAUCACGUUUCCAGACUACACCGAUGGAAAUGGAGGCAGUUGCAAAUAUUUUUGACAAAGACGGAGAUGGCUUUAUUGACUACAAGGAAUUUGUGUCAGCACUGCGACCCAAUAGAGAUACGACUAAAGGCGCUUCUAGUAAAAAGCCUGAGCCAGUUAACGACUCUGAGAUGAUUAAUGAUGAAGUGAAGCGCCAGGUCCACAAGUGCACGUGUGUCAAGCAGUACCGCAUCCAUAAGAUUGGGGAAGGAAAAUAUAGGUUUGGUGACUCCCAGAAGCUGCGUCUUGUGCGAAUCCUUCGCAGCACUGUCAUGGUGCGUGUGGGCGGCGGAUGGAUGGCUUUGGAUGAGUUUCUAGUCAAGAACGACCCAUGCAGAGAUUACGGAUUGUUGCUCAAGAUAUUUUAUAACAUUGGUGUAUGGCGCAAGAACAGAUUUCGGUUCAAAUAUCGCGCAGCUUUGGCCCAGGCAAAAGGUCGGACAAACACAGAGUUGCGCGAACAGUUCACUCUGGCAACUGGCGUGAGUCAGUCAAUGGGUGUGUUUACAUCAAAGAGUCCCGGAGGAAGCUCAUACUCUGGCAGUUCUACGUACUCUGGGGCCACGUCACCGUACGGGAGUGCCCGGUCACCUAGCAACGCCAGUCAAGGACCAAUCAUGAAGGUGCGUGAAAAGACAGUAUACAGCGCCCCUUGGCGGACCAACAUGGCGCGGCCGGGUCCAGACGGGGAGGUCCAGAACAUCCUGUCCACGCCCAAGUCACGUCUUCACCGCCCAGACCUCUUCAGUCCGCGCACCCUGUACAGCCCAGGAACACCAGCCAGUCGCAGUUCGAGCCGGGCAAGCACAGGAAGUCGACCCUUUAGCCCAACAGGAAGUGAAACAUCAGAGAUUAGUGAGCCUGAAGUGUUUACCACUGUUCAAAGCGAGACUCGGACCGUUGGUGGGCGUAACGAGACAACACGCACAUACCAGACACAUGUCAUGCAGACAAGAACCGUUCCGGGGCCCAGUCGAUCAAACACCAGCACACCAACUAAAAUGUCAAAAAUACCAAAAAUGACUCCUAAGAAGCGAUGAUAACGAACAAGAGACUUGAAAUUCAAAAGGAUCUGCAGUCUUUCACUUUGACUUCUCACAUUUAAAAACUGAUGGACAGUGUUGUAAUUCAGUGAUUUGGGAAUUUACGCUGUGACUUAUAAUAAACGGAAGUCUUAAUUUUUUUCUUUUAUUAUGUUUAUUAAUAUACCCGUCAUUUUUUAUAUAGAUUAUAUGAUUUCAUGAAAAGUGGAUGAACAUUGCACAGACUGAAUAAGUUGUAUCGUCUACAGAGAAGUACACAUGACAUCGUCUUGACAUUAAGGCAUUUAUGCAUUCCAGUAAUAUGUGACUUUUGUUGUAUGUUCAUUUGUUUUCCUUAUAUUUGGCUGCAAAUGUUGGAAGUUAUUUCUGGGACCAAAUAUGAUUAUUGGUAACUUACUAACAUUAAGGAUAAUGUUAUAUCAUACUGACCCAGAAGUUGUUUUGCCGAAUUGCUUUCUUUGUUAUCAUGUUGUGGCCAACUUAUUGUACGGGGUUAUAUUAUUUUGCAUAAAUUGUUGCAUCAAACAUGUUAAGUAGGAGCUUAUAUACAUAUUAAUUGAUGCUAACCUGCAAAUACCUGCAACCCCAAGGCUAGUUGGUGUUACUGCACCAAUAUUGGUGCUGAUACGUUAAUAGCUAUUUGUAGAUUUAUUACUGUACUAUGCAUUUUGCUCAUUUUGUAUAGCUUUUCACGCUUUAUACUUACGGUUUUUCAAUUAUAUUAUGCCUUUUUUUGUUACAAUGUUAUGUUGUGUUUUAUUCCAUGUUUUGUUUUCUUUAUAUUGUGGCUUCACUUGAAAUAUUAAUUUGGUUCUCUAAUUAGGCAUGUAUUUAUCGCAAACUUGAAAAAAUUCUUCACUGAGGUUGACAACAAGCGGGGACACUUGUUAUCUACCUGAUGAUUUUUAAUACCGGUAUUGACUCCUCUAAGGAAAUGUUGAUUGGCUGUCCUUAACAACUCCCAUUGAUUUACUUGGGGACUUUUGUAAGUCAGUGUGACUUGUUGGUAUAGUUUGCUAAAUUUUGACAAUGAAUUUCUUCUUUUCUCUCGAUAUGGUUUUGUGUUCUUAUAGUCUGAUGCCAUGAAUUAAGGUUGUGUGAUUAUCGUGAUUUUGAAUUUUGAAGAAUUUGACUGUAUAUCUAAUUUAUUAAACGCAUGCAAUCAUGUUGCAUGAAAUGUGUUGACAUAUUUUAGUAAAUGUAAAUGUAAUACACAUAUAGGCUUGAAUGGGUGAUACUAUAGAUUUAACUGUACUGUUAGUAUAUCAACAUAUUGUACAUCAGAGGUGUGGAUAUUAUUGUGAAAUAUUUAUAAUGGAAAGUAUUUAUAAAUACAUUUCUACUUAAAAAUUUGUAAUUUAAAAUAUGCCACUGGUUGUAUUGUUUGCAAAUUGCUAAGCAGUGUAUGAUUUUAUGAUUAUUAUAAUGGCGGAGUGAUAUAUGCUUGACUCUACCGAUCAUAAGUAAAGAAUCUCAAAAAUUA